Molecule: messenger RNA, 2588 nt
Organism: Dromaius novaehollandiae (emu)
Lineage: Eukaryota; Metazoa; Chordata; Aves; Casuariiformes; Dromaiidae
Gene: NPDC1
Product: neural proliferation, differentiation and control 1
Exons: 9
Coding region: 64-966 (300 amino acids)
Cellular component (GO): membrane
Source: RefSeq, a predicted model, not a curated record
CCGUGCCCGGCCCGCGCCGCCCGCAGCCGCCGCGGCCCCGUCGCCUGCCCGCGCCGCCGCACCAUGGUGGCGGCCCGGAGCGCCGCCGCCGCCCGCCGCGGAGCCCUGCUGCUGCUCGCCGCCCUCGGCGCCUGCCGCCUGCGCGCCGCCGCCAGCGAGGCCGCGGACUCGUGCCCCCGCAGCCUGGACUGCACCCUGCAGCGCCGGGAGCUCUGCCCACCGGGGUCCCACGCCUGCGGACCCUGCCUCCAGCAGUUCGUGGAAGACGACCAUGGGCGAUGCGUCCAGAAGAAACACUCACCCAGUGGGAGGACGUCGCUUCCCAGCUUGGAGGAAGAAAUCGAUCUGCUGGCCGACGUGCUGGCCAGGCAGGACGCUCCUCGCCUGCAGCCGCAGCGCCACGGCGGACCCAGGGCCGGCGCGGCCGCCGGGCUGAGAGGGGAGCCGGCGCAGAGGGGCGCCGCCGGCAGCGAGGCGGCCCCGACCCUGCCCGCCACCGAGGCUGUCCACAAACACCCGGAGGCAGCGCCCGUCCCUUCCAACGAUGCCGUGGUGCUGGGGCUCAUCGUGGUGUGCACCGUGGCCGGCGUCUCCGCUCUGAUCGUGGCUGCUGUCUGCUGGUGCAGGCUGCAGAAGGAGGUCAGGCUGGCGCAGAAAGCGGACUACUCGGCGCAGCGAGCGGCCAGCCCGUCGCCCUACGACAACAUCUCGCCUGGGGACAAGACACUGGCUCAGAGCGCCCAGAUGUACCACUACCAGCACCAAAAGCAGCAGAUGCUCUCCAUGGAGAAGCAUAAAGAGGAGCCCAAGCUGCCGGACUCGGCGUCCUCAGACGAGGAGAACGAGGAUGGAGACUUCACUGUAUACGAGUGCCCGGGGCUGGCUCCGACCGGUGAAAUGGAGGUGCGAAACCCGCUGUUCGACGACUCGACCUUGCACCCCUCGAACCCCAAGUUGCACCAGUAACACCCUGCCUUCCUCGCGCCCGAGCUCGCUACGGACUGUGACGCAGCACGCCCCAACGCCCAGCGCAGGCAGCGCCGCCACGGGGGCCCCCGCGCCGAGGCAGCCCGGCGCCCCCCCAGCUCCGCCAGACUGCUCGCCGCCUGCCCAAUAAACACCCACUAACAGCUAUGGGAGGGGGGGCCCCCCCGUUUCCAGCCUCCUUGUUCUCUCGCCGCCUUGUCCCGCGGCUCCCCACCACCACCGCCACGUCCUCGCCCCCGGGGCUGCUGCCGCCUUGGCGGAGGAACGGGGCGGGGGGGCUGCGGCGCUGGCGGUCAGCUUUGAGGAGGGGGUCGAGGGCUGCUUUCCCGGCUGCUUUCUCGAGAAGGGGGGCGGCGAGCGGGACCGCCGGGGCCGCGCUCCCUUCCUCCACCGAAAGUGCAUCCAGGAGGGAUGGAAACCUUCCCAGGAUUUGGCAAGCAUCUCUCAAGGCUCUGGCUGGCACCAGGAUGCCCGGUCCAUCCCCUCCGCCCCUGCGAGCCCCUGUAACCUGCCUGAGAAGCCCAAACCAGGAGCAAGAGGCGGGGUAGACAGGCUGCGGGCUUUGUCCGGAUGAUGCAUCCUCCACUGCUGCUGCUGCAGAGAGCAUCCCUGGGCAGUGCACGGCUGCUUUCUCCCCCCCUUGACCCAGCGCUUUUACCCCUUUUUGGGCUGCUGGUCCCCCCCAUGCAGGAGGUCCAGGUGCCCGGGGGGACCCCCGUGCCCGGGAGAGCAGCUGGGCCCGUUCGCGGCACAAGCCCCUCCAACGGGCAGAGGAUUUCCUCGAGCCGUGCUUGCAAUGUGUAGGCUGUCUCCAUCUUCUCCGCUGCUCCAGCCACCCCGGGGCCGGGUGACGAAGCGCUGCAGGGUGCCAGGGCCAAGGAAGGAGAUGUGUUGCCCCUGUGCAGGGCUGCUUGGGCUCGGCGUUGCUGUGGUUCAUGGGCCGUGGUCAGAAAGGGGGGGACUGUUUUGGUUGGAAAGCUGCCAGCAGUGGAGGAGAGAACAUCCCUGGGGCUCAAGGGGCCAAGGGAAGCCGUAGCCAUCCGGACGUGUUUCCGAAUGAUGGCAGUGCUUGCCGAGCAAGGGGCGCAGCGAGCACCAGGACCCGCCGGCGUUGCCCCACGCCCUGCCUUGCCCCACAGCCGCGUGCCUGUCCCCUCGUAGGCAAAGCCUGGGCUGCUCCGCGGCACUCAGUGCUCUCUCCAUGGCAGGGGACAGUCACUCAGGUCCACCACGGGCCAGCGGCCAGCUCCAGGGCCACCGCGGCCCAUGGGUGCAGGGGAAGGGGGGGUUGUGCCCUGUUGCCAGCCCCGUCCUUGCUCGGAGCCCGGCGUCGCUGCCCGGAGCCUCCUGGGUGCUCCUUGCACGCGGUGGCUCAUUGCACUGGGGGACGUGGCCCCGUGCCGGCGAGCCACGGUGACGCGGAGAUGUCUGCCCGGCGGCGUUUCGCGGCAGCAUUUGGCACUUCGCGGAUGCUCCCUCUCCGCCGCGCUAUGUUAAGACGUGGGUCGCUGCCCCCUCUCCCUGAGACCGCUGUUGUUGUAUGGAUUGUAGUUAUUUUAAAAAAAAAGGAGAUUUUAUUAAACGACCAUGUUUGAGACUCA